This is a messenger RNA of Kwoniella botswanensis, 609 nucleotides long. RefSeq lists its product as uncharacterized. The record is from RefSeq and is a predicted model, not a curated record. The transcript has 4 exons. Bases 1 to 609 code for a protein of 202 amino acids. NCBI's taxonomy places the organism in Eukaryota, Fungi, Basidiomycota, Tremellomycetes, Tremellales, Cryptococcaceae.
AUGGACUCCAGCUCAAGUACUAUACCCUCGCCUCGACCAACCGAAGGAUCUGCUCAUCGUCGACGACCGUCUCUCACUCUCUCACCACAUCUUGCUGCUUCUCUUUCAGUACCAGUGCCCUCACGUCACGGCACAAUCUCAAACAGAUCGCCUAGAUCAGCACACGAGACGCUCUCCGCCUCGUCCUCGCUGAGAAGACGGUCGAAAGGGUCAUUCAGCUCUCUCAGUCUUAGCGGAUCGCUAUCGCUCGGAUCCGCUCUGCUAUCUUCAUCAGCUGACGUGUUUGGGGAGGAUGAUGAGGAUCCUAUCGAUGUGGAUGCUGGUGAUUGGUUGAGCGUCUCUGCUUCAACGAUAUCGUUCGCUGAAGAGGAAAAGGUGGUGAGAAUUGCAGGAGCUACACGGGUUGAAGAGGCAGUCACACUGUUGCUCGAGCAAGGGACGCAUUAUCUUCUCGUUGAACCACAUGACGAGCAGAAAAGCCAGGCCUUCUUCGACGAUACACCAAGGGGAAAGGAUUAUCGUAGGAGACUUGUGCAAUAUUUCAGGAAAGAAUCCAUAUUACUUGGUAAAUGCGAAUGCCCCAUUGCGCACGUUCGUACAGCUUUAUAG